CGUCACUUCCGCCGAAUCCCUGACCUGCUGCUAGGAUCGCGACGGGAACUGGAGCCCGAGGUCCCCGCGCGGCCCGGGCCUGGCGCCCUGAGGGGAAGAGCGGCCCGGCCCGAGGUGAGGAGGACAGACUUGGGCGAGGGGAAGUUGAACGCACGAACCUGCCCUGAGGGAAAGAUGCCACUGAGCUCUGGGGAAGGAUGAGGACACACCUGAUGCCCAGGGCGCUGGGGUGGAGACUUUGACUCCAAUCCCUUCCCUAGCCAUGACGGACGGGAUCCUAGGGAAGGCAGCCACAAUGGAGAUCCCCAUCCACGGGAACGGUGAAGCGGGGCAGCUUCCUGAGGAUGAUGGGCUGGAGCAGGACCUCCAGCAGGUGAUGGUGUCAGGACCCAACCUCAAUGAAACCAGCAUUGUGUCUGGUGGCUAUGGGGGCUCUGGUGAUGGACUCAUCCCCACAGGGUCUGGCCGCCAUCCAUCUCACAGUACCACUCCUGCUGGCCCCGGAGAUGAGGUGGCUCGGGGCAUCGCUGGAGAGAAGUUUGACAUCGUCAAGAAAUGGGGCAUCAAUACAUAUAAGUGCACAAAGCAGCUGUUGUCAGAAAGAUUCGGCCGAGGCUCCCGGACUGUGGACCUGGAGCUAGAGCUGCAGAUUGAGUUGCUGCGUGAGACGAAGCGCAAGUAUGAGAGUGUCCUGCAGCUGGGCCGGGCACUGACAGCCCACCUCUACAGCCUGCUGCAGACCCAGCAUGCACUAGGUGACGCCUUUGCUGACCUCAGCCAGAAGUCCCCAGAGCUUCAGGAGGAAUUUGGCUACAAUGCAGAGACACAGAAGCUGCUGUGCAAGAAUGGAGAGACACUGCUAGGGGCUGUGAACUUCUUUGUCUCUAGCAUCAAUACAUUGGUCACCAAGACCAUGGAAGACACGCUCAUGACUGUCAAACAGUAUGAGGCUGCCAGGCUGGAAUAUGAUGCCUACCGAACAGACUUAGAGGAGCUGAGCCUAGGCCCCCGGGAUGCAGGGACGCGUGGUCGACUCGAGAGUGCCCAGGCCACUUUCCAGGCCCAUCGGGACAAAUAUGAGAAGCUGCGGGGAGAUGUGGCCAUCAAGCUCAAGUUCCUGGAAGAAAACAAGAUCAAGGUGAUGCACAAGCAGCUGCUGCUCUUCCACAAUGCCGUGUCAGCCUACUUUGCUGGGAACCAGAAACAACUGGAGCAGACCCUGCAGCAGUUCAACAUCAAGCUGCGGCCUCCAGGAGCCGAGAAGCCCUCCUGGCUAGAGGAGCAGUGAGCUGCUCCUAGCCAAACCUGGCUAUCAAGAAGGACAUCGGGAGAGGCAGUCCCAGGGUGGGAGAGAUUGGACAUGGGACAUCCCUUGCCACCUGCCCUCUGGCUUGGGUUCCCUUUCCCUUGCUGGGGCCUCAUACCAGUUUUGCCCACACUGCUGUGGUAGGGAGGGGGCCUGCAGGCCCAGCAGCUGCUGCCCUGUCCUUUAUCUUCCUGGCCACUGGGCUUCAUUCCCAGAUCUUUUCCUUCCACUCCACAGCCAAAGGCUAUGACAAAACCACUCCCUGGCCAAUGGCAUUACUCCUCAGGCCUAUCCCCAGCUCCUGGGGUGUGCCCCCUGACCAAUGGCAGAGUCUCAAAAGGCCCUGUCAGCCAAUGGCAGCUCUUCUUGGGCUCCCCUGAGCCAAUGAUGUUGCCUCCAAUACCCUUUGUCCCUCCUCUAUGCGUCCCCAAUGCAGAGAAGGGGACUGGGACCAAAGGGGUGGGGAUAAUGGGGAGCCCCAUUUCUGGCCCUGCAUCUGAAUGGGCUUCCCCUCACCAACCCACCCAGUUUAAUUGUGCUUAGAGCCCUGGAAGAUUGGGAACUAGCACUAGGAAUAAACCUUUCAUAAAAGCA
This is a messenger RNA of Leopardus geoffroyi (Geoffroy's cat), 1900 nucleotides long. It is a transcript of the gene ARFIP2, whose product is annotated as ADP ribosylation factor interacting protein 2. The record is from RefSeq and is a predicted model, not a curated record. The coding region runs from base 263 to 1288 and encodes 341 amino acids. The transcript is spliced from 8 exons. Gene Ontology annotation, biological process: intracellular protein transport; regulation of Arp2/3 complex-mediated actin nucleation. NCBI's taxonomy places the organism in Eukaryota, Metazoa, Chordata, Mammalia, Carnivora, Felidae. Gene Ontology annotation, molecular function: phospholipid binding; protein domain specific binding. Gene Ontology annotation, cellular component: trans-Golgi network membrane.